AUUGAAUCAUCUUUUUGUUUGUAUAUUUUUAUUCUAGUAAAUUCUUCACAAUUCUCGUUUGAAACCAGUUUAAUAUAAAUACAAUGGCAGCUGUUUACAAUUAUCAGUUCAACAAUAGUAUUCCAGUGCGAGUAAGUGAAUUAUUAUUAAAAAGUUUGAAGUUUCUUUCUCGUUUGUGCACUUUGGAAGAAGUUUCGAAAACAGCAAGUAUUAAAAAUGGCUUUUAUUCCACGUAUGUUUCACGACAACUUUUGGGGACCUAACUGUCCCAGACGUAGACCAUGUUCUGGAAAUGUAGCAGGAAACAUUUCAGAAGAUAUCUUAAACUCCAUCGCAAUAGCACAAGCCAUGUUUGGUCCAGAAUAUGGCAGAAAUAAUCAAGAAGUGAAUACAAAUUCUCAACAUAGAUCCUCUGUUACUGUUGACAAGAAUAAAUUCCAAGCCAACUUCGAUGUACAGCAUUUUAAACCCGAAGAAAUCACUGUCAAGGUAAAUGAUGACAAAUCUAUUACUAUAGAAGCCAAACAUGAAGAGAAACCAGAUGAGCAUGGUGCAAUUUUCAGACAUUUCAUCAGAAAGUAUGUAUUGCCAGAUAAUUGUGAUGUUGACAGGGUAGAAUCUAGGUUGUCCAGCGACGGAGUGUUGACGAUCAUUGCCCCCAUAAUCAAUGAGAAUGCAGUAGGACAUAGAACGAUCCCAAUUAUAAGAACAGGAGAACCAGUUAAUCUCCAAGAAAGCAUAUCAAAUGAAGGAAAGAAGCAAGUAGAAGACAAAGAAGUAAUGGAAAGUUAAAAGUAGAAUUUUGUUAAAUAUUUUUAUACACAUUACCACAUUAUAAACUACUAGGAUAUGGGAUUUUAUAUCUAUUUUUUAUAUACCUACUUCUUAUCAAAGUUGUAAUAGUUUUUAUAAGUUUUUUUAAAUAAAUAUUUAUAAUUUAGAUUA
Molecule: messenger RNA, 945 nt
Organism: Diabrotica virgifera virgifera (western corn rootworm)
Lineage: Eukaryota; Metazoa; Arthropoda; Insecta; Coleoptera; Chrysomelidae
Product: alpha-crystallin A chain-like
Exons: 1
Coding region: 217-792 (191 amino acids)
Biological process (GO): protein refolding; response to heat
Molecular function (GO): protein folding chaperone
Source: RefSeq, a predicted model, not a curated record